AUGUCCGUCAUGUCGACCGUCAGAGAACAAAACCUCUACCUGGACCCGUCAAUCCGCGACUGGGUGCUGGUGCCCAUCACCGCGAUCAUGGUGCUCGUCGGCAUCCUGCGUCACUACGUGACCGUGUUGAUGACGGGAUCGCCGCAGAAGCAGCCCAAGGAUGCGGUGCGUGAGCAACGCGGACUCGGCCGCGCGCAGCUCCUGCGCCAGUCCGCUCCUCUUUCCCCGCUCCACCCGGAGCAGUAUCGCGCGCUGUCGUCAAGCACGGCCCAGUCCCUCGCGUCUGGCGAGUACCUCAAGCCAGAGGUUUCGACAGACAGUGCGCAGAACCCUUUUGACGCAGGAAACAUGGACACGAUGAUGGACGGCAUGAAGAAGCAGGCCGUCAUGAUGGUCCCCAACAUGCUCAUCAUGCAGUACAUCAACGUCUUCUUCUCGGGAUACAUCCUGAUCAAGCUCCCGUUCCCUCUCACGCUCGGGUUCAAGAGCUUGUUUGCGCGCGACAUUGCCAUGCAGGACCUGAAUGUGCGCUGGGUCUCCGCGCUGUCGUGGUACUUCCUCAACCUGUUUGGCCUGAACGGCGUGUUCAAGCUCAUCCUUGGCCAGGAGAAUUCCGCGACGGAUGCGCGCGACAGCAACGCCAUGGCAAUGCUCAGCGGCGCUGGCGGGCCGCCCACGGUCGGCCCUGCCGCACCAGACUUCAAGAAGCUGUACAAGGCCGAGGUGGAGAACCUCGCAAUCUCGGACGGGUUGUACAGCUGGGUCGGUGAUGGGGUUGAGGACCGCGUCCUGCAACGCUGGGGCAAGCUCUAA
Molecule: messenger RNA, 813 nt
Organism: Cutaneotrichosporon cavernicola
Lineage: Eukaryota; Fungi; Basidiomycota; Tremellomycetes; Trichosporonales; Trichosporonaceae
Exons: 5
Coding region: 1-813 (270 amino acids)
Biological process (GO): protein folding in endoplasmic reticulum
Cellular component (GO): membrane; EMC complex
Source: RefSeq, a predicted model, not a curated record